Molecule: messenger RNA, 1245 nt
Organism: Cloeon dipterum
Lineage: Eukaryota; Metazoa; Arthropoda; Insecta; Ephemeroptera; Baetidae
Product: major royal jelly protein 3-like
Exons: 4
Coding region: 1-1245 (414 amino acids)
Source: RefSeq, a predicted model, not a curated record
AUGACGCCAUUCUUCGUCACCAUGUUCUUUCUCCCCCUUUCAUCCCUCGCCACCGCCGCCAACUUCACUGAAGUCUUCGAGUGGCCCAAUAAAUUGGACUUUGAGUGGCCGUCGGAAGCGAGAAGGACACAGGCCUUGAGAGAUGGAACUUUCGAACAACAGAAAAUUGAGCCUGUUUACAUGGCUGUCUACGGUUCAAGGAUCUUCCUAAGCCUUGAAAAAUAUAGUUACAUUCCGGUGAGUCUGGUGUCUUUGCCGACGAACAGCGCGUCCUCCGCACCCCCGAAUCUCACUCCAUUCCCUUCGUGGGACAUGCAUGAAUAUGAAAACUGCGACAAAAUUGAAAAAGCAAGAGGGCUGGAAGUGGACUCGGUUGGAAGGCUGUGGCUGCUCGAUGAGGGCAGCCCCAAAUGCUAUUCCAAAUUAUGGAUUAUCGACUUGUCCAACGACGAUAAAACCAAAAUCAUUCACCGGUUUCCUUUUCUCUCUUCAUCCAUGCACGACUUGGUGCUUGAAGAAGCGGCCAACGGAACUUUUGCCUACAUCUCACGGUGGGGUGAACAAAGCAUUGUCGUGUUUAGUUUGGAAAGGAAACAGUCUUGGAUUGUGGACACGCCAAGAAUGGAGGUGUAUUCCAUUGCCCUGUCCCCCAAGGAUGAGGAACCGAGAAAGCUCUACCUUGGCAAUUGGAGUUCCAAUGGACUCUAUUCAAUUUCCGUCGCCACUCUCCGCAACGGAACUCGAACUGCAAAACCAAAGCUAAUCGGAAAAUGGACUUCAAAUAAAUCGUACAGAAUGCUGAUGGACAACAACGGUACAAUUUAUGCCGCCUUUAAGUGGAAAAACUACAUAUCCUCGCUUAACACUUCCCAGCCUUUCGAGGAGCAGCGUUUUCAUGAGGUCGCUGGACAGGAUAGUUAUUGGCCGUUCACUUUUGUCUUGGAUCAAAAUGGAACUUUUUGGAUGACAGUGUUUGAUUUCCAAAGAAAGCCAAGAUGCAGGCUUCUGGAGGCUGCAAUCGGAGCCAAAUCGUACAUCAUUGAUGCCUCCCCAGUUACGCCCGCCACUGCGACCAACCCUACCCUUUCCCGAGACACCAAACUUACGCCGCUGACCAACUUGUUGCACCUUUUUAUCAUCGUCGUGAUCUGCUCCUUCGUAUUGAUCAUUCUCUGGCUCAUCCUGAGACAGAAGAUGAAAAUUAUCUGUGUGCUAGAGAACAACGGGGUAGUCAUGGUCAAAUAA